UGGUGUUAUUUACAUAACAGUAUAUCGUAUAUCAGUCUGAACAACCCUGUUACUAACCAGUCCAUGAAUUAUAAAUAAGGAGAAAACUGACUGUUAUAAAUUACUUAUUAAUUCAUUAUCCAGGUAGAAAGGGGUAGAAACUUUAUCUACCUGGCUAAAAACCACGCUUUAAAUCGGGCCAAAUUAGCUAUUGAAUAUAUUUUAAUCCCACUCGUCGUGAAGAGAGAAUGUGUUUUAACCAAUCGUUAAUUCUUUUGUGUUUAUCGAAAUAUUAAAAGGAUUUAAUUUUGUCAAUUGUUACAGAGAGAUAUUUAUUUAGGAUUUCCACCUGUCAAUAACUGGUGUGUCUUUUUGAUUUUUUGGGAUUAAUGAUUUUUCAGUGUUUUUCUGUGUGUUGUCUUUAAAUCAUGGAGUGACUUUAUAUUUGUGUAAAUGUGGAUAGCUAUGUGAUCAUUGUGUCCCCUCAAUAUUCAUUUAUUUACAAGGAUUUAUUAUCUUUAUUUCAACGAAAAUGCCAUCUAAAAAUGGGAUAAAUCGGUUGUAUCAUAGUAACGUGAAUCUUCCACGUUCUGUGACGCAAUACGAAAUUACAAAAAAUCUCGGAAAAUCUCUCGAACAUCUUCCGAAAUUCAAAACAAUAAUUGAUGAAAAGAAAAAAUCUCUUGCUCCCGAAGAAAAAGGAGAACGACUGUCUCUAUUAUUACCACAUAUAGAGCCGGAUUGUGAUUUAGAUUUAAGCGUCAACGUCAGGGAUGCUAGCGCCAGUUACAUUUCAACGCCUGAAAAUAGGGAAAACCGCGCGCGUAGUUCAGAUAAAAACAAUGAUGAGGCCCUGGAUUAUCUUACAAAUUAUGACGAUGAUAAUGAUACUGCCAAAUCAAAACUACAUAAACUAGGUAUAUAUGAAAUGGAGCACAAUUGGAUCCUACAUGAAACGUUAGAGAAAAAUUUAGAAGAUUUUAAGAAAAAAGGAAAAAAGUUAGAAAUUCCAGAACCCGAUUAUGAAUCAAAAGCUCCAGUUACAGAUAGAUUGAAGGAAAUAAGGUCUAUGUUAAAACCUCGCGCAGAAUUAGGUGAUUUUAUGAGUAAAAUGGACCCUGUACAGAGAGAGAAAAUAUGGAGAAUUGCUCAUAUGGAUCCUGAGACGUUGAAACAGUUUAAAUCACAAGAACCACGAGACACUAAAGCCAAGAUACAGGAAGCAGUUAGGUUUAUAAUCAAGAUUAUACAGGCUUGUAAUUCAAGAAAGAAAUAUUACAAAGCAGAUAAACCAAACACGGCUGCGACGUUAAAACGCAUGAAAAAGUCCAUAGACAAGGAAGACACAGAUAACUACGCUCGAUCUAGUAUUGGAUUUGACGUGCGCCUCUCGUUGAUAACAUCACCUGAAUUUAGAACAGUAACAGACCUAAAACGAAUUGCCUGGGUUCUAAGGGCCACGAAAGCAUUUAAAAAUUUAUUUCCAAUAGAAGUAGAAACAGAGCUGGCUAGAGUUGUAGCAUAUGAAAGAUACGACGCUAAUAGAGUUAUUUCGUAUCAAGGAAGAGACCCUGAAAGAUUUUACUAUAUCUUAACUGGAAAAAUUCAAAAAGUAAAAGAAUAUCGGUUGACUUCCGGUAUAGUCUCCCGGAAUGAAGGCUUCAUAGAGAAGGGAACAACGACAGAUGUUGAUGACCUUGAAGAAAAUUGGCCACGUGAUCACCAUCUUGUUUCCAGUGGACAAGUUGAAGUUCUUAUUAUACACAGAGACGAUUUUCUGAGGCUCAGGAACAGAACACAAGGUCCACCAAUAGAAUUUUUAAGAUCAUUAGAUUUAUUCAUGGAGUUUCCUGUAGAAGUGUUUAUCAACAAUCAAGAUGCCAUAGAUCUCCGUUAUUAUGGUCAGAAUAUAGUUAUAUGUGACGAUUCCAACAGAACCCCUUGGAUAUACAUAGUAAAAUCGGGGAAAGUUAAAGUAGUUAGAAUACAGACUGUCGUUAACACAGAACAAGACAACAAAUUGUUACGUGGGACAACAGAGGAAUUAGGUUGUGUACGAUCAUCUAGUCAUGCUGAUGCAAUGUUUGGGAACCUGAAUAAACAACGAAGACUAAAAGCCUUACGAAGCAAUACAUUUUCCUUGCCUGAGAUAAACGAUUCACCAGAACAGACAUUUCAAUUCUCAAGGAGUAAUUCCUUUGCUGAUGGCAUGAAUAUGUUAGCUGGUAUUACAAAACGUUUGAAACCUGCUCAAACUCAAGAUAAGAAACCUGUUUCAGCAGACCCAAAGGUCCUGAAGAAUAAAUUGUCUAAAUCAAAACGCAGUAAAAAACAAAAAUCUGCUAAAGUGACUGUCACUGGAGAAGACGUAAAGCCAGAUACUGAAGUCAAAGAAAACCAACCAACAGAAGACAAUCGAGUUUCCAAUCCAGUACAGGAAUACAGAAAAGAGAAAAUGUUUCCACCCAUUAUAAUAGAAUCGCCGAUUAAUACUCCAGUGGUUAAAUUAGACAUUAAGGACGAUUCUUUUAAACCUCAUGGAACAUAUCUUACACGAGAAAAGACGGAAUUCGAUCCAGUUUACUCAAAAAGACAGAAAAGAGAUACACAGUCCAGAAGGGCGUACCUACAGUUAGAUUUAUUACGGAGUGGAGAUAUAUUUGGUUUAGAUUCUGUAGCGAGGCGGUUCCAGGGACUACCAGAAGUGCCCGUUGAAGAGGGUUUGGAACAUUUACAUCCUACAAUGGCAUCAGAACCAAAAGGUGUUUCGUUGGUUAGUGACGGUGCAGAAGUUAUUAGAAUCAGUAAAAGAUUUUUCUUAUUACAUGCCAAAAAUAAUACAAUGCUUAGAGUAGAAACUAUGCAUCGAGAGUACAUGAACCCAGAGGAAGCAAGAGACAGUCUUUAUACCGCGGAAACAUGGAAUCAGUACAAAUCUGAAAUAAUGAAACGAAUGGUCAGUGCCUUGUCCUCAAGAGCGUGACGUAUGGUCAGUUCCUAGUCCUCAAGAGUGUGACAGAUGACAUCAGACGCUGUAUUUUUAUUGAAACAACUUGACUUCACUGACUACAAUGAAUUUCUGUUUUAUACUUGCUGCAAGCCUCAUUUAUUUAAUGGUCGGUAAUCUAAAUUCAAAUGUUGCUUGAUCUAACGUUAUUAUAAGGGAUGAAAUGGUAUUCAAUUUUUAGUCAUUUUUAUUUUACAUUUGUAAAAACACAGUUAAGAACAGUUUGAUCAUCACUAUUAAAAAGACUAUGAGGAACUGCAACAUUCUAUAAUGAGGUUCACCCGUUUUUAUAUUUUCAAAACUUUUAUACUGUGAAUUACAAAUUUCAUAUCCGGAACUGAAACCCAUAUACAAUUAAAUUGGCGUCAUUUUUUUUUUAAAUUCCAUAAACUGGAUAGAAUGAUAAAAAUACUAUUGGUCAAAUAAUAUAAAUGUAGUGCUCAUAUUUAUUGAACACCAGUGCUAAAACAGAUGGAAUUUUAGACAACCAUUUUAACUAAUCAUGUUAUAAUAAUUGAAUGCAUUUGUAAACAUGUACUUAUAAAGGUGCUGAUUUGUGUAGCAGUUAUAGAGAUGAUGGUUAUGUUUAUGUUUAC
Mytilus trossulus (common blue mussel) is the source of this 3582-nucleotide messenger RNA. RefSeq lists its product as uncharacterized. Bases 512 to 2962 code for a protein of 816 amino acids. Lineage: Eukaryota; Metazoa; Mollusca; Bivalvia; Mytilida; Mytilidae. The record is from RefSeq and is a predicted model, not a curated record. The transcript has 22 exons.